Molecule: messenger RNA, 3561 nt
Organism: Acanthopagrus latus (yellowfin seabream)
Lineage: Eukaryota; Metazoa; Chordata; Actinopteri; Spariformes; Sparidae
Gene: tmc5
Product: transmembrane channel like 5
Exons: 20
Coding region: 105-3038 (977 amino acids)
Cellular component (GO): plasma membrane
Molecular function (GO): mechanosensitive monoatomic ion channel activity
Source: RefSeq, a predicted model, not a curated record
UUUCUUUACUGGACUACACAACAGCAACAACACACCGGAGCGACUGAGCUGAAGGAUCUCUGCUGUUUUCAAAGAAGAGCGAGAGGAUCAAUUUGAAGGAUCUCAUGACAAGUUACAGCAACGGAGGAAUCUUUAACCCUGCCUACCAUGACAGCGAGACUCUGGAGAUUGAUAGAAGGUUCUCCAGGAAACCCCACCACACAAACCCUUACGCCGGGGCAGACGCAGCCUGGCGGGGUGACGGGGCAGACACACAUCUAAGCGGUCAGACGGGCAGAGACGAUGCUGGGAGAGUACCAUGGGGGGGCUGGCAGGAGGAGAGCUGGAGGGGGAGGCAGAGCAUCCCCAUGGGCCUCAUCUCAACGCGCCCCGGGAGCCCCUCAUGGCAGCAUGAGCACAAUCACAGCACCUUCCAAAUCCCCCCAGACUCUCAGUAUGAUCGACCCGCUCGACUUCCUUCUGCCAUGUCAGGGAACAUGACAAUGAGAUGGAGAGGAAUCACAAUGAGACGGAUGAGCAUGUUUCCCACUGCUGAUCCUGCCCAUAUGGCUUUCACAGAAGACGCCAUCAGGAAUGAAAUGGAGAAUGAGGAACAGAACCUGGUCAAGGAACUCGUCGCCCUGUCAACGCGGGACCGAAUCCGGGCAAUCCGGGACCUUCCGAUGAGCUUUGAAGACAAGAAGCAAAUCAGGAGCCAAGUACUGGCAUUCAAAUCUGCCAAACAAUCCCGCAAGUUCACAUGUUUCGCAGACUGCACUGAGAAUGUGUCACUGUCUCUCCGCAGGUGUGGCUACAGUGUAAGGUCAGCCAAGCAGAGCCUGGAGCUGUGGCAAGGCAUCAUCAAGGAGGUAGGCGGCAGGUUUGGCACCAGCGUCCUCUCCUACUUCCUGUUCCUCAGAUGGCUGCUCAUGUUCAACAUUUUCUCCUUCCUGGUCAACUUUGGCUUCAUCACCAUUCCGCUGCUUGUUUCCGACCCCACACCCAACAUACCUGUGGAUGUGAGCUUCAGAGGACUGGAGUUACUGACUGGAGCUGGUUACUUCAACUACACCGUCAUGUACUACGGCGGCUACAGCAAUGGAACCCUGGUGGGUCUGGUGGAGUACAACAUGCAGCUGGCCUACUUCUUCACCAUCACAGUCUACAUGGUGCUGUGUGGAAUUGCACUCAUCUUCAGCAUGGCAAGCUCGUUCAAGAAGAACUACGUACUAGCAGACCCAGCCUCCAGCAGUGCGUGGCAGCUCCUGUGCAGCUGGGAUUUCAGUAUAACCAAUGAGAGAGCGGUGAGACAACGCAAGAACAACCUGCGCAUCCAACUACAGGAGUCUCUGUCAGAGAAGGCCCAGGGGGAGCUGCUCACCCUCUCCGAGAAGCUGAAGCACUUCGGGAUUCAUUUCGGUUCCUGGCUUCUCUCCACCGGCCUGGCUGUUGGCUGCGGAGCUAGCAUCUAUUAUCUCUGCCAAUAUGAACAGCAGCACAUAGAAGAUGAAGCCAACUGGUCUCUGCUCCAGGAGGCAAAGACUCUCCUGGUCCCCUUUGUGGUGUCUCUGAUUAACCUGGUUGUCCCGCUCUUCUACUCCCUCUUCAACAAGUUUGAGAUAUACUCCAGCCAGCGGAGGCAGAUCUACGCUCUGGUCAUCAGAAAUGUGUUUCUCAAGAUGUCCAUCCUGGCUGUCUUGUGCUAUCAUUGGAUGAACGUGGUGGCUGAGAAGUUUUCGUGCUGGGAGUCCAUGGUGGGACAGGCUCUGUACCGUCUGGUCAUUUUUGAUUUCCUCUUUCUGAUGUUGGGAUCCUUCUUUGGAGAGUUUCUAAGCAAUGUUGUUGGGACAAGAUUAUUACCACGUCUGGGGGUUCCAGAGUUUGACAUUGCCAGAAAUGUUCUUGAACUCAUCUACGCACAGACUCUGGCCUGGAUUGGAAUCUACUUCUCUCCUCUGCUGCCUGCCAUCCAGAUUCUCAAAUUUUUCAUCGUGUUUUACUUAAAGAAGGUCAGUCUGACCCAGAACUGCCAGCCUCCGCGGCGGUCAGGCCGAGCAGCUCAGAUGCAGACCAUCUUCAUCGCCCUCCUCUUCUUCCCUUUCUUUGUGGGAGCCCUGUCCAUGGUUGCAUACACUGCCUGGAGCCUGACUCCCUCAGAGGAGUGUGGGCCUUUCCGGAGACUCAACAAUACCUUCAGUGUGGUUGGUCUCUGGAUAGAUGAGCUUGAGGUGAUCUCCAGCUCUCACUGGGUCGUCUGGAUCUACCAAAAUAUCAUCAGAAGUGAAAUAUUCUACUUUUUCAUCACACUCAUCAUCUUGGUCAUAAUAUACAUCUUCUGGCAAGUCACGCAAGGCCGCAAGCAGCUUAUUGGCCAACUGAGACAACAGAUUGUUAACGAGGGGAAAGACAAGUCCUUCUUGUUGGAAAAGCUCCAGAACCUCCAGAAAUCCAAUCCAAAAAAACCCAAACAGAAGAAUCAGAAAAAGCAGAGCAGCCGGCGUUCAGACGACCACCCCUCAGGCGGUCAGUCCAACUCAAACGCCAUGGUUCAAGCUUUACUCGCUCGCCAGAGGCUUGAAGAGUUGGAGGAGGAAGAGGAGAGACACAGCGGCGGUGGAGUUCCCGUACCCUCAGACAUCUCCACCUCCAGCGCUCUGCUUCAGGCCAUGUUGGCCCGUCAGAGAGCUGAAGACCAGGACGAAGAUUUGCACCAGAUGCACACUACACACUCAUCGUCCUCCAGUGCCCUCGCGCAGGCCAUGCAAGCCAGGCAGAUGUCCCAGAUUCAAGAAGCAGAUGAGUACUUCAGCACAGGAGGUUUGUCCGACGGCACACCCAGCGCUCUCGCACAGGCCAUGCAAGCCAGACAAAGAGCAGGCGAGUACGGAGACACAGAUGGCCUGCCAUCCCCCGUGUCGGGUGUUAUGAUGCAAGUGAUGCAGGCCCGGCAGAGGGCAGAGGAGGUUCCACAGAACCAGGCUCCUGCAGGCUCCAGCGCCCUCAUACAGGCCAUGCUGGCCCGGCAGCAGGCCCAGAACGAGUACGAUGACGGUUACUGAACUUUAUCUUAGCGUGGGCAGAGGAACAGAACUGAAAAGAACAUGGCGGACUUCUUUAAGAUGACGGACACUUAUAUAUAUGAAAAUCAGUUCCAAGUUCAGAAAUUGGGUGAUUUUUUUUUUUUUUUUUUUUAAAUUGCAAUACAUUUAGUCCUGAUGUUCUGCAGGAGAGCAAAGAACUAAAACAGCUGCUGUAGCAGGACCAGGAGAGAGGGCCGGUCCACCUCUUCAUGCACCUUUUGAACAAGUACAUUUGAACAGUAUGUUUCUAUUGACAGUGUACGAGCCUUGUAGGGUUAAUUUGAAGUGGAGCACAGGAUGAGCGAGCACACCAUCACCAUCUGUGUCUCUUCAAACUACUUAAUUACUUCUGUAUCUGUGCUCAAAAAAAUCAAAAGAAGCUGUUAAUUUAAGCCUGAAACUGAUAAAGGUUGAUCAAAAGUUCUUAUAUUUAUUAUUUAUUAAAUAGACUAUUUGCUUUUUUUAAAAAACUUGAAUAAAUAAACUUUAGUCGGCCGCCCAA